AAUGAUGUUGUUUUGUUUGGUUAAUUCUUCUCAUCGAAUCUACCUCUGCAACUUCAUUUGUUAAAUCCGGCGCCGGAAUCGGUUCCGAUCUAUGAGACUUCGAGAGCGUUGGAAUUGGAUUGCAUGUACUUUAGCCCUCAUAUGAGCAACUCGAUUUGCGAUGGUGACGAGGAGGAGUGGAAGGAGCGUUCUGGGGUCGAUGGCUCCGUCUUGGAAGUCGGCAAUCGAAGAGGAAGCUUGAAGCCUUUUGUUUUGCGAAGUCAUCGCCAUUACGCGAACCUAUAAAUGCUGAAUAGAAACAGGAAGUUUUCGAGACACAACAGCGAGAAGAGAUUCCAAUUGAAGUUUCAACAAUGGCUGAAGGCUCGAACCCUUUGUCUGAAGGUAAAACAAAUGUUGAACUCUCUU
Arabidopsis arenosa is the source of this 408-nucleotide messenger RNA. The record is from the annotation of a GenBank genome assembly. Lineage: Eukaryota; Viridiplantae; Streptophyta; Magnoliopsida; Brassicales; Brassicaceae.